UUGUCAAAGGAGACACUUCUGGUGCAGUCAACGGAACAAAAGGAAAAUAGCUAUUGUCCUGAUAUCAGAAAGUAAAUGCGAGCAAUGGAAAAAAAAAGGCCGGUUUACAGAUGAAUUUCCUUAUUUUCUUAUUUAACUCAACUCACCUGGUAUCUUCGGUCUCAAUUGUAGCACAGUUGUGGGCUUUUCGAAAUGUUCCAGUAGUUACACCAAAAGGCCACAGGAUGGCACCCUCAGCCCAAGAAAAGAGUAACUUUCAUUUCUGACGUAACUCAAUAACAGGAAAUGACGAAGAUGUCAGCUAGCUAGAUGGCUUGGUGCUAAAAACAUUGGGAAGAGCUCAUGCUGCUAUGAAGAAUUGUCGGAUGAUAUAAAUUAACGCAAUUACUUUGUUGUUAGCGCGUGAUAUUGUUAUUAUUAUUAUUUUCGGACGAACUAUUAAGUUUGUUUUGUCUCGUUGAUUUGCUAGCUAACUAACUAGGUAUUUGCAUUACUUGACCAGUUCAAAAUGGAUGACAGCAAGGUGGGUCUAGCAAGGCAGCAGCCAUCCCCAAUUCCUGCUGCAAAGCGAUUCCGGAUGGCUAAUUUUCUACUUCGCACAGUGGUUGGCGGGAAGGUGAAGAAGCCGGGGAAGCGGGGGCGGAAGCCCGCCAAGAUCGACCUGAAGGCCAAGCUGGAGCGCAGCCGGCAGAGCGCGCGGGAGUGCCGCGCCCGCAAGAAGCUGCGCUACCAGUACCUGGAGGAGCUGGUGUCCAGCAAGGAGAGGGCCAUCUGCGCCCUGCGCGAGGAGCUGGAGAUGUACAAGCAGUGGUGUUCUGCAAUGGACCAGGGAAAGAUCCCUUCAGAAAUCAAGGCUCUUCUCACCGGGGACGAUCACAAAACCAGCCAGAGCACCAGCAAGACCACGAAAAGCCCCAAGGGCCUGGCCAGCGCCAACGGCAACAACAAGUCCGUCUGAGAGAGUCAGCUCUCUCUCGCUCUCCAGUCAGCUCUGAAGUCUCUUCUAGACAGGGUGUGAGAACAUUCUAGAGCAGCGUUCUAGGGUUGUGUGUUCACAAAUUGUUGGUUGUGGUCUCGUUUAACCUUGCAGGGUCCGCCAAAGGCAGGGCUGGCGUUCUGUAGGGACUUUCAGACUGCUGACAAGCCAACUGAAACGGCCAUCAUGACAGAACUUGUGAAGUGUCAUGGAAAAAUGUAAACGCCCCCCACCCCGCCCGCCUGCCAAUUAUUGCACAUAUUUAUAUGAACAUAAUCUUAAAAAGCUUCCUUAUGAAAGUAAAAGGUAAUUAUUUGUGGCAGUAAGGCUACCAAAGUAGCGGUUGCACAUAUUUCUAUUUUAGGUAACAGAUGUUAUAUUUGUUUAAUAUAUAUAUAUAUAUAUAUAGUGUAUCAUGUUGACGAUUUGUUCUACAGUUACAUUCCAUUGAAUCGUCCGUUGAGUUGUUUAAUCAGACUUAUACACGGCCUAUUGUAAACGCUGCUUGCUUUUGAUUUCGUUUCUCAAAUCUGGUAUUAGUCAGUACAUUUACCCAGCCCAUCGUGAAUAAGCAGGAACUGAGCGUGCUCACUUUUGACUCCAUCUACUAGAGAAAUCUGUGCCAGAACUUCAGUGUCAUUUUCCAUUUCCAAUUUUAAAGCAGCAAGACCAUUGCAAUGUCUGCAGGCGAAGGAAGUGAUCAAACAGGAUGUCAACAGUAAAAUGUAAACUAUCACAGUGAUAGUCUCAUAUUAAAAGUGGAAUUAUUGCUAAACAUACAAAAAUAGGGGAAUGCAUUCAACCAUGCUGUUAUUGGCUGCAUUAUGUGUUUGGUUAUCCAAUUGCCUGUGAUGUUUUAUUUUGAGAUAAUGUUAUAGGACUGAUGUGUUAUUAUAUUGCAAAUAACCACCGAGAGAACAACUGCAUUAAACUGAGUGAAUAAGAAUGGAAAUUUGAUUGUUUCUGUAGCUGUAAAAUAAUUCCUGUUUCAUUCUUUUAAAAUGUUCAUACCAUUAAGGGCCAGUUGUAAUAAGAUCUGUAAUACAAAAUAAGAAAAACA
Molecule: messenger RNA, 2036 nt
Organism: Anguilla anguilla (European eel)
Lineage: Eukaryota; Metazoa; Chordata; Actinopteri; Anguilliformes; Anguillidae
Gene: crebl2
Product: cAMP responsive element binding protein-like 2
Exons: 4
Coding region: 509-958 (149 amino acids)
Biological process (GO): regulation of DNA-templated transcription
Cellular component (GO): nucleus
Molecular function (GO): DNA-binding transcription factor activity
Source: RefSeq, a predicted model, not a curated record